Molecule: messenger RNA, 1752 nt
Organism: Penicillium digitatum Pd1
Lineage: Eukaryota; Fungi; Ascomycota; Eurotiomycetes; Eurotiales; Aspergillaceae
Product: amino acid permease GAP1
Biological process (GO): amino acid transmembrane transport
Cellular component (GO): membrane
Molecular function (GO): amino acid transmembrane transporter activity
Source: RefSeq, a predicted model, not a curated record
AUGGAGGAGAAGAAGGUCGAAGAGAGCACCGUCCAGACUGCCUUGGACGGUCCUCCAGCCUAUGGCGACUCAUCUCCAACGCGGGGAGGCAUGGGCCAACGGAUAAUCGACAGUUUCAAGAGAGACCCCAACCAAACUGUCUCCGGCCAUUCUGGAGCUGAUGGCGCUGGCUUCGAUCUCGAAAAUGCCGCCCACAACACUGCCAACUCCCCCCUCAAGCGUCACUUGAAGGGGCGUCAUCUCCAGAUGAUUGCGAUUGGUGGUUCUAUUGGUACUGGUCUCUUCGUUGGUUCCGGAUCUGUUUUGGCCGCCGGCGGUCCAGCCUCAGUUUUGAUUGCCUAUGUUCUGAUUGGCUGCAUGCUUUACUGCACAGUUCACGCCUUGGGUGAAAUGGCAGUUCUCUUCCCAGUUGCCGGUUCUUUCGCUCAUUACUCGACUCGUUUCGUGGAUCCUGCGUGGGGGUUUGCUAUGGGCUGGAACUACGCUCUUCAGUGGCUCAUUGUCCUACCCUUGGAGGUCGUCGCUGCUUCGAUCACAGUUGAUUAUUGGAGCCCAGGUGUUUCCAAUGCUGCCUGGGUAACCAUCUUCUGGGUUCUGAUUGUCUCAAUCAACAUGUUUGGUGUGCGAGGAUAUGGUGAGGCUGAGUUUGUGUUCUCCAUCAUCAAGGUUAUUGCCGUUAUUGGUUUCAUCAUCCUUGGGAUUAUCCUCAACUGCGGCGGUGGUCCCGAAGGUGGAUAUAUCGGCGGCAAGUACUGGCAUGACCCUGGUGCAUUCAGAAACGGUUUCAAGGGUCUCUGCAGUGUUUUCGUCAACGCUGCGUUUGCUUUUUCUGGAACCGAACUUGUUGGUCUCGCCGCAGCUGAAACCACAAAUCCCCGCAAAUCCCUUCCGACUGCCGUUAAGCAGGUCUUCUGGCGUAUUGCUCUCUUCUACGUCGUUUCCCUUGCUAUCGUCGGCCUCCUCGUAAGAUACGACGACCCCAAACUCAUCAGUGGUACCUCCUCCGCCGAUGCCAAGGCCUCUCCUUUCGUCAUUGCCAUUGAGAAUGCCGGAAUCAAAGUCCUGCCUUCGAUCAUGAACGUUGUCAUCUUGAUUGCUGUCCUGUCUGUUGGCAACUCCUCCGUCUACGGAUCUUCGCGUACUCUUGCUGCCCUUGCCGACCAGGGUCAAGCCCCCAAGUUCCUCGCAUACAUCGAUCGCCAGGGUCGUCCUCUACCCGCCAUUCUGGUUGCAUCUGCCUUGGGUCUGCUUUGCUACCUCGCUGCCUCAGAUGUGCAGACUACUGCCUUCGCCUGGAUGAUGGCCAUCUCGGGUCUAUCGUCUGUCUUCACCUGGGGUUCUGUGUGCGGUGCCCACAUCCUCUUUCGUCGCGCGUGGAAGGUACAGGGCCACAGCCUGGACGAGUUGGCCUUCCGUUCUCAGCCCGGCAUCAUUGGCUCGUGGGUCGGUCUUAUUUUCAACUGUCUCGUGCUGAUUGCGCAGUUCUGGGUUGGUUUCGCCCCCAUUGGUUACGCAGACAUGACCUCCCAGCAGAUUGCCUACAACUUCUUCUCUGUCUACUUGGCCGCCCCCGUGGUUCUGGUAUCCUACGUCGGUUAUAAGAUUGUGUAUAGGACCAAGUUUAUUCUCCCCUCCGAGGCCGAUUUGGCUACCGGUCGUCGCGACCUUGAUGUCCAGCAUUUGAUUGAGCAGGAGCGGGCCGAGCAAAAACAAUGGCCGAAGUGGAAGAAGGUUUACAAUUUCUUCUGUUAA